AUGAUUCGCUGGUGUGUAUUUUUACAACUUUUUGCGGGGGGUCUCAUUGACAGUAUCGUGCAGCAUGAACGGCGGGUUAUACCGCGCCACGCCGUGGCAACUAAUGUCCACUCUGUGCCGUCUGGAGGGACUAGUACAGCUGUCCCGCUGUUCUCAGCAAGUGUUCCUGGCCGAGGUCCGACGGUCCCCCAGCAGCCCUACAAUGUCGGGACCACUAACGCGUUUCAUUUCACCACUGGAAAUGGAAUGCCAGUCGUUUUCAACCUCGCGGAGGGAACCGGUGUCCCUUUGCAGCAGUUGUUGAACCGGCAGACGAUCCACCUCCAGGCACGCGAUGAACGUAUUGCGGACAUGCCCGGGGAUACAAUCUCCAUUCGCAUUGAGUGGCCUGGAUACCCAUCAUUUACGAAGCAAAUAGCUUCAAAGGACUGGAAGAAAACAAGGUCACCAAACACGCGGGAGAGGUUGGCGGUAAAAGUUGCAGGCGCCAUCAAUACUUUCUUGCAGAACAAUGCGGACGUUCCAUGCGAUCCCCCGAAUUCGAGAUGGCGUAUCGGUCCCAAUGGCAUUCGCACCGAGCAUCUUGUCCUGGUGUCACUGCACCGCAUGUCACAGGGAAGUUGGCAGCCCAAACUGUGUCUCCUUCAUGACAACGCACAACAGUGA
This is a messenger RNA of Suillus clintonianus, 666 nucleotides long. RefSeq lists its product as uncharacterized. The transcript has 3 exons. NCBI's taxonomy places the organism in Eukaryota, Fungi, Basidiomycota, Agaricomycetes, Boletales, Suillaceae. The coding region runs from base 1 to 666 and encodes 221 amino acids. The record is from RefSeq and is a predicted model, not a curated record.